AUGGCCAUAAACGCAUUCAAUCAAGAAAUAGAUGAGGAAGUUCCAAAUUGGACGCCAAGAGCGUUACCUGAAAGAGUUACUCUUAUUGGGAAGAGUUGCAUCCUCGAACCAUUAGAUUUAGAAAAGCAUAGUGAAGAUCUUUUGGAUGCCUUCAAUUUGAUGGAAGAUGAUAGAACUUGGACAUAUCAACCAUUCGGUCCCUUCACUGACCUUCAGGACUAUAAGAACGCUUGGUCCACAUUACAAGAAGGUACUCAAGAUAUACAUUUUGCAAUUAUCGAUAUCAAGACAAAGAAACCUGUCGGUCAGCUUGCAAUAAAGCAUCCAGAUCACAUAAAUGGUAUUGCAGAAGCAGGUUAUGUUACGUUUUCUCCAUUGCUACAACGUACAAAGAUGUCCACAGAAGCUCAUUACCUUUUGGCUUGUUAUGUAUUUGACACUUUAAAAUAUAGAAGAUAUCAAUGGCAAUGUUUCGUUCAUAAUACUCCUUCUCGUAUAGCUGCCGAAAGAUUAGGGUUCCAGUUUGAAGGUACUCUGAGACAAACUGCAGUGAUUAAAGGAAGGAAUAAAUCAGCUCAUUGGUUUUCUAUUCUUGAUUCAGAAUGGGAUAUUUGUCGUGAAGCUUUCGAAAAAUGGUUAGAUGACUCUAACUUUGACGAAGAUGGCAAACAAAAAUUGCGUCUACAAGAUAUUAGAAAAUCACUAUUGGUGUGA
Molecule: messenger RNA, 714 nt
Organism: Maudiozyma saulgeensis
Lineage: Eukaryota; Fungi; Ascomycota; Saccharomycetes; Saccharomycetales; Saccharomycetaceae
Source: the annotation of a GenBank genome assembly